Aspergillus pseudotamarii is the source of this 3486-nucleotide messenger RNA. RefSeq lists its product as uncharacterized. Lineage: Eukaryota; Fungi; Ascomycota; Eurotiomycetes; Eurotiales; Aspergillaceae. Gene Ontology annotation, molecular function: phosphomevalonate kinase activity; FAD binding. Gene Ontology annotation, cellular component: cytoplasm. The record is from RefSeq and is a predicted model, not a curated record. Gene Ontology annotation, biological process: cholesterol biosynthetic process. The coding region runs from base 1 to 3486 and encodes 1161 amino acids. The transcript has a single exon.
AUGGCUACCCUCAAUUCCCUGAAGGAGGCCCUUGGGCAACAAGCCACAACUACGCCGUCAUCCUCGAAGCAACAACUGUCCGACACACAGUACAGCGCUGGCUUCGAUAUCUUGGCUCGCGAGUCAGUAUACCAAGACUUCAUUAUUCCUCAACUAUCUCAGCUGCUAGCCCCUCUCUUCAACUCGCGCGUUCAUAUUUCGGUGCUAGAAAUUGGACCUGGCCCCAAGAGCGUACUCGGGUAUCUACCUCACAGUCUAAGACAGAAGAUCAAAAGAUACGCUGCCUUUGAGCCGAAUGACCUGUUCGCUACAAGAGUGGCAGAAUGGCUCUGUCCUUCCAUGGAGACAGAGUCCCCGCUGCCUUGUCUGGCAAGCCCGCCUGAUAUACAUCGAGCUCCAUUCGUUCUGAACAGCAACAUAGGGAGCGGUACCAGUACCGGUACCGGUAGUAGUGAUGAAAAGUUCGAUAUUGUCUUAUUUUGCCACAGCAUGUACGGCAUGAAACCCGAAGACAAGUUCAUUGAACAGGCACUGGAAAUGCUUGUCCAGAAGCCCCAAGGUGGAAUGGUGGUGGUUUUCCAUCGCGAUAGGACCCUGCGGCUAAACGGAUUAGUAUGCCAUCGAACAGCAUGCUUCCCUACCGGGGUUGUUCGCGUGCUAAAUGACGACCAAGUGUUGGACAAUUUCGCUGCGUUCGUCGCAGGGUUCGUCAUGCAGGAUACAGAGGCGGACAAGGCGACUCGAGUCGCGUGGCGUAAAGUGUGCCGCGCCUUGGGCCACCGUGAAGAAGCCCACCCAGGCCAUCUGGUGUUCAGCUCUCCCAACGUCAUGGUGGCCUUUACCAAACAUGCGACCACGUUGCCGGCGUUGACGGCGCGGGUGCCGUUGGUGAAGGAUAAGACGGUUAAGAACCGGGAGGCUUGCCUCCACGGCUCCGCUUCCAUUGUUAGGCCCACAGAGGUCCGGCAUGUCCAGCAGUGCGUUCAAUGGGCUCGGAAGCACGAGGUCGGUCUGACUGUCGUUGGCGGAGGUCACAGCGGCCAGUGUCUAUGGCCCAACGUCGUCUCGGUCGACAUGAGUGCCUUUGACCAAAUACACAUUGUCCCGGCUGGGAGAGAUGGAAGAGAAGCCAGCUCUGAUUCCGAUUCCGUGGUUGUCGUCGAGACCGGCUGCAAGGCGGGGGAUAUCGUCCGCAAAACCAUGGCGGCUGGCCUGACAGUGCCCUUGGGGGCCCGCCCAAGCGUAGGCGCAGGACUAUGGCUACAGGGCGGCAUCGGGCACCUGACUCGGUUAUAUGGGCUCACGUGUGAUGCCAUCAUCGGUGCCGUGGUGGUUAGCGUCGACUCUGGCGAGGUUCUCUGCAUCGGUCAUGUACCAAGCCAACACUGCCCGGCCAGUGCCGUGCGCCCAAAAAAUGAAAUCGACCUUUUAUGGGCGAUCAAAGGUGCUGGGACCAACUUUGGUAUCGUAGUCAGUGUUACCUUCAAGACAUACGUGGCUCCGGUCCACUUGGUUCGAAACUGGGUUCUCCCGCUGAAUGACAACCUCGAAGCACAGCGCAAACUGAGCGAUGUUGAUAAUCUCAUCGCCAGCAGGCUCCCAGGGAACUGUUCUGCAGAUGCGUAUUUGUACUGGGAAUUCGGCAAGCUGCAACUUGGCGUGACCAUGUUCGAGGCUUCCACGACUAGGCUUAUCUCGGAUACGUCCACGCCCAUACCUGCGCCUGUGGACGUAGACACAAUAUUGGGAGGGGAAGGCAAAUUCGAUGUCGUGGAUGGCGUCGGUUUGUUCGACGCCGAGAUGUACAUGUCCCAGAUGCACGGCGGGCAUGGUGGCUGCAAAACCUCUGCGUUUAAGCGAUGUAUUUUCUUGAAAAGGAUCGGAGCAGUGAACAUCACCGACAUCUUAACGACGGCCAUUGAGACUCGUCCCACGCCAUUCUGCUAUCUCCAUCUGCUACACGGCGGCGGCGCAGUCAGGGAUGUGGCAGCCGAUGCCACUGCUUUCGGUUGUCGAGACUGGGACUACGCCUGCGUGAUAACUGGCGUGUGGCCCCGUGACCAAGAUGGGACGGAGAUCGCCCAUGCUGCCGAGCGGUGGGUAUACCAAGUCGCCAGGGAUUUGUUGCCCGUGAGUAGCGGAGUUUACGGCGCAGACCUCGGGCCAGACCCCAGAGACGCCAUCCUGGCGCCCAAGGCUUUUGGUCCAAACCGGCAGCGCCUGGCUCGUCUCAAGCACUGUUCCGACCCGCAUAAUGUGCUGGCUUACGCCUGUACGCUCCCCAAAGUGCCGAUGAAACAGAGACUCACCAUUCUUGUCACGGGCAACAGUUGCGCUGGCAAGGACUAUUGUGCCGACAUCUGGGUUUCCGAGUUCCUCGCAUACAACCAGAAGAGCCUCACGGCACGCGCAGUUAGCAUUAGCGAUGCGACUAAGCGAGAGUACGCGGCAGCCACUGGUGCCGACCUGACCCGUCUGCUCUCGGACCGUGCCUACAAGGAGCAACACCGGCCAGCAUUGACGAAAUUCUUCCAGGACCAAGUGCUCCAUCGACCUCGGCUGCCAGAGGAGCAUUUCCUGAAUGUGGUGGACAGCGCUACAGAUGUAGACGUACUGCUAAUCACCGGCAUGCGAGAUGAGGCGCCGGUAGCAACCUUUUCGCAUCUGGUGCCAGACAUCAGACUGCUCGAAGUUCGCGUCCAAGCUAGCGAAGAGAUGCGGCGGGCUCGCGGAGGAUGCCGCGGCGGUGAUGACGAUGGUAACGAAAACAAGGACAGCGCCAAUGGCAAGUCGAGUCUGACGGCCCUGGACUACCACCCCGAUCUUAUCUUCCACAAUAAUACGACCGGAGACAAGGCAGCAAAAAGGUUCGCCGAACACUACCUGCUCCCCUUCUGCCACGAGGACCUGCAACGACUGGCCAAAAUGGUGCGCCAGAUACCCGACUUUCCACGCUCGGGUAUUGAGUUCCGCCAUGUGCUCGAUAUUGCUCAGCAGCCAGGUGGGCUGUCUCUCUGCACAUCUCUGCUGCAGUCUCACUUUGCCAGUGAUUGGGCCAAAGUCGAUGUUGUAGCGUCUUGCGAGGCCGGCGGCUUUAUCUAUGCGUCAGCGUUAGCCUCGCGGGUUGAUGUACCCUUGGCACUUAUUCGCGACGAGGGUAAGCUUCCCCCACCCACUAUUUCUGUUGGCAAGUCACCAUCGCAUGUCUCGGCUUCGGCAUCCAACGGUGUGAACGAGAAGAGGUUCGAGAUGGCUCGGGACUUGGUCCCCCGAGGCGCGUCAGUGGUGGUGGUGGACGAUGUGCUCGCUACGGGGAACACACUUUGUGCGGUACUGCAGCUCUUAUGGAAAGCUGGCAUCAGUAAUAAGGAUAUUACCGUUAUGGUUGUGGCUGAAUUCCCUGUUCACCGUGGCCGGGAACUUUUGCGGCAGCGUGGUUUUGGCGGAGUCAAGAUUCAAACCCUUCUGGUCUUUGAUGGUGCUUAG